Phaethon lepturus (White-tailed tropicbird) is the source of this 1989-nucleotide messenger RNA. RefSeq names its product elongation factor, RNA polymerase II, 2 (gene ELL2). Gene Ontology annotation, cellular component: transcription elongation factor complex. The transcript is spliced from 12 exons. The record is from RefSeq and is a predicted model, not a curated record. The coding region runs from base 1 to 1989 and encodes 662 amino acids. Lineage: Eukaryota; Metazoa; Chordata; Aves; Phaethontiformes; Phaethontidae. Gene Ontology annotation, biological process: transcription elongation by RNA polymerase II; positive regulation of transcription elongation by RNA polymerase II; snRNA transcription by RNA polymerase II. Gene Ontology annotation, molecular function: cis-regulatory region sequence-specific DNA binding.
AUGCUAUUCCCUGCCUUCCUGAGGACAGCCGGCUACCCGCACCGCUGGAAGCGGCAUGAAAGGUGCCGUGGUGGGAGGUUUGGUUUGCAGCGUUGCAAGUGCUCCCAGCAGCACCGGUGCGUGCAUGGGGUCCGGGUGAAGAGCAGGUUGUCCGUGACAGUGGGAAGCGAUGGAGGCCUGAGCCUUGUCCUAAUGCGGGAAGCCAUCCGUAUGGAGACCUGUCGAGACAAUGUCUCUUCUAAACCUUCAAUUCAGUUUCAAGGAUUCCAAGGGCAUAUUAAAAUUCCCAAAGUUGAUCAGCCAAAUGAAGUGCAUACAUUUAACUUCUACAUGUCAAAUGUUGGCAAAGAUAAUCCUCAGGGAAGCUUUGACUGUGUCCAGCAAACAGACUCAAGUUCUGGAGACUCACAACUCAAUUGCCUGGGAUUUAUACAGAGUAAAAUUACAGUAUGUGCAACAAGCGAUUCCUAUCAGACGACCAGAGAGCGCGUGACCCAGGCAGAAGAGGAGUCGCGCAAUCGAAGUGCAAAGUUUAUUAAACCUGGUGGACCAUUUUUAGGAAGAAGAGUACAGGUCAGAAGACCACCACAAAACAUUACAGAUGCUGCGCCCGAGAGGAAGAGGUCAACACCCAUGAACCCUGCAAGUGUAAUACGGAGGACUCAGACGCACAAUGCUGUUUCUCAGCGACCGUACAGGGACAGGGUGAUUCACUUACUGGCACUGAAGAAUUACAAGAAACCAGAGUUACUUGCUCGCUUGCAGAGAGAUGGUGUCAACCAAAAGGACAAGAAUUCCCUUGGAACUAUCCUUCAACAGGUAGCCAUCCUGAAUCCAAAGGAUAAUUCUUAUGCUCUGAAGGAUUAUAUAUUUAAAGACAUUCAGAAGGAUUGGCCUGGAUACAAUGAAAUAGAUAAACAGACAUUGGAGUUUGUACUUUCUGGAAAAUUAAAUUCAUCUCAGAAUGCCACCAGCACCAGCCAUUUGGAAUCUUCUAAUAAAGAUGCUCCAUCAACUUCUCAGAAACGCCUUUGGAAUUCCAAUUUUAUCAUUCCCCUGAGCAAAAAGCAAAGGAUAUCUCACGUGAAAAGUCGAGCCCAGCCAUCUUUCAGUGGCUGCUUGCCUUCCUCCAGCAACAAAGCUGCUGAUGCCCCUCCGCUGCCUCCCCGCCCUGCAGCCACUGCUACUCCCGGUUCUCUGCCGCUGCCUCCCACACUCCCUCCUACUUCCAACCCUCCUCAAACUGCCAUCUCCAAGUCUCCCAGCACCCCUGAGGGACAGGGGACACAAGACCUGCCAGUGGACUGCCUUAGUCAAAAUAGCAGUAGCAUCUGUAAGAACCAGCAACAGAAAUAUACCUCUCAGACUCCUUUGGGAAUCCCAGUGCCUGCCGCGGUGCAGGUGAAGCCUCCCAAGCCCACAGGCAAGAAGCAUGUGGUGUUGCACCAAAAGCCCACAAGGGUGAAAGAGCACAAGAAGUAUAAAAGCAAAAUGCCAGACACUACUAGUGCAAACAAGGCGAACAGAGACCUUAGAAAAGAAGAAAGUGCCAACAUGAAAAAACCCUCCCAGUUGGACUCAGGUGAAGGAGUUAAAGAAACUUGCACUGCCUCCACAGAUCCUUCUUCAUCAAGUGAACCACCAGACUACAUUGUAAAAUACGUACCUAUAGUCUCAUAUGAACAACGCCAGAGUUACAAGGAUGACUUUAAUGCAGAGUAUGGUGAAUACAGGAACUUGCAUGCUCGGAUAGAGAGUGUCACCAGGACAUUCAUAAAGCUUGAUGCACAACGGAAGCUUCUUUCUCCAGGGUCUGCAGAAUAUCAGAUGCUUCAUGAGGAAGUCUUAGAAGAGUAUCGGAAGAUAAAAGAUUGUAGCCCCAACUACUAUGAAGAGAAGUAUAGAUGCGAAUAUCUCCACAACAAGCUGUCUCAUAUUAAGAGGCUAAUAGGGGAAUUUGAUGAACGGCAAGCAGAGUCAUUGCACUAG